Messenger RNA from Amoebophrya sp. A25, 7685 nucleotides. The record is from the annotation of a GenBank genome assembly. Lineage: Eukaryota; Dinophyceae; Syndiniales; Amoebophryaceae.
CCUACGCUCUACAUCUACCAUUCUACAUUUAACAUUGGGGUCGUCGAUUGCAGAAGAGGACUCGCUAACACUACAGCAGCAGGCGCCUACGACAUAAGCGCACAGUUCUUUUGCUUUUCCCGAUGAAAAGAUACUCAAUACAGCAGUUUGGCCAAGAAUGAGAAUGACACAGUCGAUUUGAAUAAUACAAAAGAAACGAAAUAGAGACAUCGGACGCUUAUUCCUCUACAUUCCAAACUAAUACUACUUGCUGAGUAAGGUGAAGAAGACCAAAGAACAAGUGGAAAAGACAAAGAUAAGCACUAAAUGACUUCAAGGUACUUGUUAUUUUGCAACAAGAAUUUGUCUUUGUGCAGUCCGCUUUGAUUGUGACAGUCAGCGUUCUGCUUAGAGUAAAUCGAAGGAAUUACUGCUUGUUUGUGUUUCGUUCGCUAUUCGGGCUGUACCAUAAUAAUCAAAUACUGUCAUCAAAUUCAACAACAACAAGGUUUGCUUCCGAAACAAUGGAAGCGCCGGGCGCAGGAUCUUCUAUCGCUCCGCCUCCGGGGCUGGAAGGAGAAGGCCGGGGAAAUGGGUUAUGAGAGGAAGCCAAAAAGAACAAUAUACAUCUGUAGUUUCGAUUGAUAGAGUUCUAAAACUGCAACAAAGACGUAUUCAAAUGUAAGUAAGCACCUGCUCCUGCGGCUUUCAUACUUUGCAGUCUACAAAAAUGGACAACCGAAUGGCGCUGCGGCGUCUACUUGGUAUAAUAAUCGGUAUCAUAUUCUUGCUCCUUACCCUGCCUCGUCUCGGCAAUACGAACAAGCAGCCUGGCUGUACCAUCAACAAUCUUCCUUGCGCGACUCGCAGCAUGAACAACAAGAUUCUGGCUCGUCCUAUGAUGCGCUUCCUGCUGGUACAAAAGGAAAGCAGCCUGCGGGUGUAGCAGCUACAGCUACGUCGUACAACCAGAUAAACGUUGGCGAAAAUGAUUAUGAUCUUCGUCUUCGUGUUCGUGCCGGUGCAAAGCAAUGGCUGCAAGAACAGGCUAGUACUACAACUACUACAUCUGAGAUGCUGGAAGUGGGUGCAUCUAAAAGUGACAGGAGCCACAGUUACAGCAAACAAUCGGAUAACAGUUGGCCCAUCUCGGCUGCUCCUGGUGCCCAAGGCCAGCGGUACAACAACUUCUACAACACGCAAGCCGACUACAACAACUAUACUGAUACUGCUGGCAAUGCUGGCAAGAACGUCCUUGGUUCUGUUGCCAACAGUAUCACUGGUCGCGGUUCGUCUACCGACAAAGACUACAACGCUCUUGGUUCCUCUGACGACUCUCUCAACAAGCGCAACGUUAGUCCUGCUUCUGCUGCCGAGAAAAAUCUCCCCGGAAAAAUCUCCCCGUCCGUUGACCAGUUAGUCAAUCUCUAUCUCGCCACCAGUGCUUGCUCCCCGCCUAACAUUGAAGACAACGCCAAGAACGUCAGUUCUUCCCUGAUGAACUUCCAAGACAGGUUCCAGGCUCAACUGCAGCGGUUGGGAGACCAACUCGAGAACCAGAGAGACGCGGCGACUCUUGUUCCUCUAAGGCUUAAGGGUUAAUGAAUUGCAUCCUUCACUACCAUUCCUCACUUUUUUCCGAAAUCUCUCCUUACAACUUUCUUGUCUAGUAGUAUAACUUCAUGAAGGAACAAGAGCCACCCGUGCUGGCGAACAGAAAAGGAGACUGUCUGUACAUAUUGAAGCAGGUUGACCAAGGGAGAAAUAAGAGAGAGCUACUGGAUAAUUCCGACGAAGGUAGAUAAAAUCAGUACCAUUUUUCGGUCUACUUCUACUCUCUGUCUAUGAUCUUCGAGACCAUCACCCUUAGAGCUAUUUCCCAAGCGUAGUUGUCGAGGUCAUCUUCGCUGUCAUCAAAUCAACAAGGAUCUUGAUCUUCUCACAAAAGAACUCACAAAACACAUUUUUCUAAAUCAAGACAAGACCACAUGUGCGCAGCAACGUGCUGCCGCUUCGACUAAGUGUCCGCACUCCCCCACCAGAAGCCCCAGCGGGAGUGGGACGACCUCCCGACAAGAGACCCCGCAAGAGGCCUUCCUACAAUUCCGCCAAGCUGCUAAGGAGGUUUUCUAUCCAUCCUUGCUCACCAAGUUAUGAAGGAGAUGAAAGUAACUAGUAAAAGUCUACUUGAUGCUGAUGCUGAUUCAAGCAAGAUGAACUUGAAAGAGGUUUUGAUCCAUCGUGUGUAUCAUCUAUGACGCCCUUGUGGCAGUCUGCACUGAACUUUGUACGCGGAAAAUACGCAGGUAGGAUUUGAUUUAUUGGAACUCGCUCGCAAAAUACGCAGGUAGGUUUUGACUUAUCGGAACUCGCUCGCACUACAAAAAAAAAAAAAGCGAGAUAAAUUGUAUUGUAUUGUACGUACUAUCUUUAUCAUGAAGUAGCAAUUAUGAAUAGAUGAUAAUGAGAAUAAAGAGGUGCGUCGAACAGCUCACGUCGACGAUCAUUGUUUCAUAUGAAAAUGAGCUGCAUCUUCAGCCUUGCGCAUAUUUUAUGCGUAGAAGUGCCUCUACUUGUACUUGUUGAUGUCCUAAAUAAAAUAGUACUAGUGCAGCUUCAUCUUGUCAAGAACAUCGAGGAAUUGCCACAGCCACUAUCAGACAUGCCUCCUCAUUUUACUACCUCUCUAGUACCAACCUCUUACACUAGUACCAACCUCCUCAUUCUACCUCUCUAGUACCAACCUCCUCAUUUUACUACCUCUCUAGUACCAACCUCUUACAAAACUAGUCUCUAGUCUAAGAAGAGCGCCGCCAGCGCAGCGAGAACACCACUCUUGGGGGGGCAAUCCAGAUUCUGACGAUGAAGGUGAAGCUGUGGAUUCAACGUUGCAGUCGUAUAUCGCAUACAACGAUGAGGGUGAAGCUGUGGGUACAACGACGAAAAAAGAGAAACAGUUUAUUUGCCUAGAAAGCGCCAUUCCUGUUUCCGAUUCGUCUCCUGCGAAGGUGAAAGAAGUAGACGUCGAGAAAAAGCCUACUAUUGUAGUUAUGAGGACCUCCUAGAAGUUUGUAGAUUGAAGAUAAUGUAGAAGAAGAAGAUUUUUAAAAGUAGUUGUAGACUUUUUAGGCAGUUGUAGAUGUUGUACUUCUCCUUCGGACCACAGACAGUGCUUCUACUUGGAAACGAAACAAACGCUACAGGUGGAGUGGAAAUCCUCACAGGAGCACUCCUCACUUUUUAAAUCUUUCUACUUAACCAGCUCUAAUGCAAUAGCAUCGAAGCUGCGCGCUCCUGAUAUCAUCAGGGUUAUGCGGCCUACUGCCCACACGAUUCCCGCUGCUGAGGCCUACAAUCCGAAAUCCCCGCUGCGUCGUGGUGCAGUCGUGGCUGCUGGAGCUGGAGGCAAUGUCAAUGGUAUUCUUCACCAAAUACGAACGUCGCGAGUCAUUUUUAAAGUCAAUCUGUGUCCUGGUCCUCCACGUGUGAGGGUGUGCUCCGCGUGGAUCGAUAGGUGUACUCUUAGAUAGGUUUACUCCCAGUUCGGUGUACUCACUCUUAGAUAGGUGUGGUCUUAGAUAACAAUCACAAUGAAUAUGUUGUAUCGCUGAAGAUACUACGUUUUCAACGGGUACCUAACCUAACAACAUAUUCUUAAUUUGAUAAUUUCCUUCUCAAUAUUCUAACCUAUUAACCCGAUACUACUAUAACAUAUUCAUACUACAACUACUUACUAUAACAUAUUCAUACUACUAUAACAUAUUCAUACUGUUUUUCAUUUGCUGUAAUUGUAGAAUGAAUAUCAACCCUUUGGUCUUCCUCGGUCUAUCCUAUCAUACUAGUACAACAACUAGUAGUAUACUACUACUAGUUAUUAUUGCUACUACCUCCUCCUCCAACGUAACAGGUACCGCGGCUCCAGUGAAGAGGUCGAAAGUCUGUCGCUUUUGGCUUAGGGGAAAUUGCCUGAAAGGGAAGUACUGCGACUGGGCUCAUCGACAUAAAGAUUCGCCCCCAGCCUUAAACGCGUACUAUUACUAUAUUACUAUAAAUAUUAUUUUUAGACUUUUCAUCAUCUCAUCAUCAUCAUCAUCAUCAUCAUCAUUUUUAGACUUUUUUAUUUUGGUAUUACAUUCAGUCUGUUUCACUGGUAGUUUACUUCAUGUAGUGUAUGUAAAAAAAACCUCUAGAAUUAGCUGAUUUUCAUUAAUAUUAUUAUUUUGUUGUUAUAUGGGAAUAUUCGUAGUUACCGGACUCACUUUAGAGCAUAAGACAGUCUCACUUUGUGCCAUUUCGAAGGGAAAUGGCUGCCAUGGAUCUAGACCCACAAUGGUUUGCUGAUAGACCGCGCGACACCGUUGAAGAUGGGGCCAUAGAUGGAAACGGCUUGGAAGUAAGCGGGUUUCGCUCGCCGCUAUGGUUAUGUCUAGAUAGGCUUCGCCUAGCGACGCCAUUAGGAUUGACUUAUGUCUGCGCAUUGGUCAUGGAAGUCUUUGAGAGCGUUGCGGAGGAUAUCCGAUCCUACGCCAGACGUGGCCUGCAGUUGGAUGCAGCAGCCGCGCCAUGCGGGUGCGAAUCUGUUGGAAUGUCAGAAGACAGGACCUUGCUGUCGCAGCGAGUAUAGCAAGGACGCUUGCUCUGGUGCGUGGUGGAAGGCAGUAACGGGGGUGGCAGUAUGUACAGGGAGCCUUACGGACUUGUCUGUCUGCUGACUGGCCAGGCUUCGAGUGCUCUUCGAGCACUAGCCUCAUGUGGGUUAGGUGUCUAGCGUUAGCACAAUGACACAGUAUCGUCCUUCCUUCGGUUGGAUCUUGGUAUAGUUUGCGUGAUGUGAUGCUUUUCAGGUGUUGCAUUAUGUGACCGGACAGCACAUUCACGAGGUGGGUGCUGACGCGGUGCUGCGAAGGAGGGGCAGCACCGACCUGGCCCGAGGUGUCCAACGGGUACGUCCAUCCGCUGUGCGGGUGGACGGAUGGAGGAUCUGCGAUCUCUCCUUGACUAUCUUGACUUCAAUGCACUACAUAACGAGAUCAUGGCAUUCGCCUGGUGUAAGUAGACUGUGCAGGAACUGGCGACAAGUCAGAUGCUUCUGGUGAUGGAGCUGCAAGGCAACUCACGUUGUUGCAGUGACUCUCACGCGGGAGGAGCGCUCUAGGAAAGCAGUGAUGUUCAAUGUGCAAGAUAGUGAGACUAUCUUAUCUUGUUCUGAGUAUGGUAAAGGCGUGACUUCUACUAGUUACUGGAUGUAGUGACGCUGAUGCUUCACCUAACUUGAUGAUGGAUAAGGACUUGUAUGCCCAAUUUCAGACACUCCCUGGCUGAAGUCCUUACUUUGUUUUUAUAGUCUUACGAGAUCGAUCGAUUACCUCAAGAAUAGUAAGAGUACUUUUACUCGAUUUUUUGCAAGGUUCUCUGAGCUGCAAUGCUCCAUAUUUUGUUGUUCUAGUACUGCUAGUUCCCCUGUGCCUGUCCGUCGCUGCUAGGGGCCCGUACUUCUUUCUCUACCGGGCGGCAUAGGAAAAAUCGCAACAGUAGUACAACUACAACAGUUUAUUCAUUUUCCUCCUCUUCAACCACUUUCGAAAUCUUCGGUCGAUUUCCCAAUGGAUACAGGAGAAAGUAGUCUUCGUGGAGUUACUUUUUCUGCUUCUCUUACCACUACAGGAACGAGCCUUUGUGUACAUAUUGGAAACAUGGCAUUUGCAACAUUGGUGAGAAAUGUCAGUGGAAGCACACGGAGCCGGGAGUUAAGGGAAAGCACCUGUAUUUCGUAAAUAAAUAGCUAAUUAUGUACUGUCCUGGUGUAGUUUGGAUAAAUAGUUACCAUCAAUCUCGUAUUUCGUGUUUGGAGGAACAAGUAGUUGUCGUUGGCUUUAUUUAGAGUACUGCUUGUGCUUCUACUCACACAUGAUGAAUAUUAAAUAAAAGCAUGAUUACUCCUACUCCACCUGGAUUCAUGUCGUACACAAAAGCAAGAAUCUUCAGUGGACGAGUCUCAAUAUACUUAUAGUAAUAGUAUAAUUAUCGUCCAGUGAAGAUUCUUGUUUACUGGCGCUAGUUCUCGCUUAAUCCGUGGAAGACGCGCGGCCAGGUUUCAAAUUCCUCCUUUUCUAAUGAAUUCGUGAAAGAUCCCUUCGAGGAGGAAGACCAAGACAAGGACGUGCUAACCUGCCAACCAGUGCCUCAGAUCACUUCUACCGCUACUGUCGAGAUUUUACCGAUGCAACCGAUAGAGAGAAAGGUAGAACACUUCUAUAAUAUUAAUAUCCCUCUACAGAAGAUUGGAAACCACUCAAACAGAAUCGGAACACGCUUCUCUCACUUUCCAACAGAAUCGGAACACGCUCAAACAGAUGCCAACAGCUACAGCGGGCGCCUCUUCUUUGAUCAAGUGCCACGCUGAUGCAACAGCUGAGAACAAGGCCACUGGGAAUUUGCUGGAGCAGGUAGCACUUACUUCAUGUAAGUACUCGCCAGUCUGACUGAGUGUGCGUAAAUUAUACGCUUACUUAGCUCAUGCCUCAAGGAUACAUUCAUGACCUCCUAAGUGUGUAUAGCUAUCUCCAUCGACGCAGGAUCUCUUGAUAUUAAACAAUCAUCCCGAGAAUACUUCAGGCCACCCGCCAUAACGAUGAGGUAGAGACUCGACACCAGAACGAGGCAGUCGACGUAGAAUGUCAGCGCUUGUUAUGAUGACUUGGACUUCGAUUUCGAUUUUCGAAGUGAUAUUCUAAAAAUUUGCAAGUAGAAGUCCCUAUUCUAUCCUCUGCUCUCCUCUCCUAUCUUCCUGCUGCAUGCUUUAUUCUAUGGUCUGUCUUUUUUCUAGGUAGGUCGGCUCCACCACAAUUUUUUAUUACUUAGCCUUACUUGGACUGGUGGGCUCACAACUAUGAACUACUGGCGACUUGCAGUGGUGACACCCCCUAAUUUUUGAGUAGUCAAAGUAGGACCGAUUUUUGAGUUCUCUCUUCUCUAAUUCCAGCUGCGGAGAAUCUCGAAUUGAAACGUCAGUUGUGUAAAUCGGCCAGCGUCAUAGGCUGCAAAGGCCUUCUGGUACUGCUGCUGGUUGCAUUUUACAUCGUUAUGGCCAGAAAAUCUAAGAAUUAGACUAGAGCUUACAAAUAUAUGAAUAAUAUCAUAUGUGAAAAUAUUUAUAUGUGAUGUAGGAGCUUCUUGUUAGGUGAAUCAGUGCACUUACAUACGGAGCACACGCAUGACAAGAGCUUUCCUCUGGAUUUUUAUUAUAGGUACAAAAACGUCGGAUACGAUAUUUAAGUACAGUAGUCACGUUCAUUUCCAUAUCCUACGUUUAAGUAUUUAUUAUAGACUAUUCAAUGACAAUAAUUGAUGUGUAAUAGAAAGAAGUACUAGCUUCUAGUCCAACAGGAGGCACAGUCCAACCGAGAAACAUCAGAGACACUAGUCCCACAACCCCAGAAGCCGUACUUGCAAAUCGGAGGUCAUCUAAUUAAACGGUCUUCCAUACCCCACGAUGAAUGGGUACACUACUACUACUACUACUACUACUACUAGUACUACUACUACUAGUACUACCCGCGUCCUCUAAUGUCGGCUAUCAUUCCGUGCAAGAACGCGGAGCGGCAAUGAAUGCGGAUACUUCAUCGAGUAUGUUGUCGAAGAACGGGACGAGGAACCCCUUUUGUUCUACAACUAUGCCUCGAACUCGAUGCAGUGAUGAAAAAUGA